GUGCUGUAUGCGGAAGCAGAACCACCGUGGGAGGGUAGCAGGCUGAGGGGGUCCGGGAGAGGUCGGCCGCUGGUUGUUGGGGUCGUCGUGGUGUCUGCGGGGGUCAGGUCUGAGAGGUCUGCAUUUGCGGAUAGUCGUCUCAAGGCGCUCGGCAGGAUGGAGUAGCGAGCCGCCCAGCGCACGGACACAUCAGUCGCAGGAGGCCGGCCGCUCGAGGUUCUGUGGUGUCUGUCGGCGGUGUGUGAGUGGACGGACGCGCGGCCCGCUGACUGCGGACAUGGCCCGGUGGACGCGGCUGGCCGUGCUGGCCGUAGCGCUGCUGCUGCUCGCGCAAGAGACGGCGUCUCAGCAGACCUGUGAGAGAGGUUCCUGCCUGCCGGCAUCCGGGAACCUGCUCAUCGGCCGCGAGGCCCGUCUGGAGGCGAGCUCGACGUGCGGCACCCGCCGGCGGGAGCGCUACUGUAUCGUGUCCUAUCUGGAGGAGCGGACCAAGUGCUUCUGGUGUGACUCUCGGCCACAGACCGAGAACAAGCUGCUGCUGAACCACCAGGUCAAGUAUGCCGUGCGUAACACGCAGAUCGGCAGAAGGGGGCACCGUCGGCUCACCUGGUGGCAGUCCGAGAACGGCGUGGAGAACGUGCAGCUCCAGCUGGACCUGGAGGCCGAGUUCCAUUUCACCCACCUCAUCAUGAAGUUCAAGACGUUCCGGCCGAAGGUCAUGCUCAUCGAGCGGUCCUACGACUUCGGGAAGACUUGGCAUGUGUACCGCUACUUCGCCGACAACUGCGCCGAGCACUUCCCGGGCGUGCGAGUCGGUGGUCCUCGCACUCUGUCCGAGGUGGUGUGCCAGGAGCGCUACUCACGCGUGCAGCCGUCCGUGCGUGGCGAGGUGAUCUUCCGCGCGCUGCCGCCGCGCAUGACGCCCAAGAACCCGUACAGUGAGGAGGUGCAGCAACUGCUCAAGAUCACGAACCUGCGCGUCAACUUUACGGGCCUACACACGCUCGGCGACGACCUGCUGGACCAGCGUCGGCAGAUCAAGGAGAAGUACUACUACGCCGUGUACGAGAUGGUGGUGGCCGGCCGGUGCUCGUGCUACGGCCACGCGCCGCGCUGCCUGCCGCUGCCCGGCGUCGAGCCGGUGCCCGACAUGGUGCACGGCCGCUGCGAGUGCAUCCACAACACGCAGGGCCUCAACUGUGAGCGCUGCAUCGACUUCCACCACGACCUGCCCUGGAAGCCGGCCGUCAGCAGGGAGACCAACGCCUGCAAGCGCUGCAACUGCCACGACCACAGCGACCGCUGUCACUUCGACCCGAUCCGCUUCAACCAGACGGGCUUCGUGAGCGGCGGCGUGUGCGACGACUGCCGCCACAACACCGAGGGCUACAACUGCGAGAUGUGCAAGCGCGGCUUCUACCAGGAGCCGGGCCGGGAGCUGCGCGACCCCAGCAUCUGCCGAGCGUGCGAGUGUGACCCGCGCGGCUCGCUCUAUGACGGCCUGUGCGAGUCGACGGCCACCGAGGAGCUGCCCGCCGGCCACUGUCAUUGCAAGGAGAAGGUGGGCGGGCCGCGCUGCGACCGCUGCCUGCCCGGCUACUGGAACUUCACCGAGGAGAACCCGGCCGGCUGCCAGGAGUGCACGUGCGACCCGCUGGGCACGCUGCCGGACAUCGGCUGCGACCAGCAGACGGGCCACUGCCGCUGUAAGCGCAACGUGGUGGGCCGCAACUGCGACCAGUGUCCGGAGAACUUUUGGGGGCUGAGCGAGCAUCGGGACGGCUGUAAGCCGUGCGACUGCGACCCGGGCGGCGCCUACGACAACGUUUGCGACGUGCUCACCGGACAGUGCAAGUGCCGGCCGAACCUGGCCGGGCUCAGGUGCAACGAGCCCAAAGAGAACUACUUUGGCGGCCUGCUCGACUACAUGGUGUACGAGGCCGAGACCGCCUCCGUCGACGACCGGUCGCAGACGGUGGUGCGGGAGCCGUACCGGGACGGCCGGCGCGUCAGCUGGACCGGACCCGGUUUCGUGCGCGUGUUCGAGAACUCGCACGUCGAGUUCGACGUCGACAACGUGGAGCGGUCGCUCGACUAUGACCUGGUCAUCCGCUACGAACCGCAGUCGGCGGCGACCUGGGACAACGUGCAGGUGACGGUCAUCCGCGACCCGGAGGACCCGAUCGACCCGGCCGGACAGUGCGGCGCGUACCGGCCCGAGAGCGACCGCCAGCAGCUGGUGCUGCCCUCCGACCGUCGCUACAUCACCGGCUACCCGCCGCUCUGCCUGGAGCAGGGCAAACACUACAAGAUCCGCAUCGAGUUCUUGCCGUUCAACCAGCCCGACCCGAGCCGCAACGUCGGCACGCUCAUCGACUCGAUCGCGCUGAUCCCUCGCGUCACCGAGGUGCCGAUCUUCUCCGGCUCCGAGGUCGCCUCGCUGCGCAAGCAAGAGUUUGACCACUACCGCUGCGCCGAGUACUUCUACCAGGCGUACGGCGGCGACGAUAUGCCUGAGGCCUGCAAGAAACACAUGGCCAGCAUCGGCUACUAUGUGUUCGAGGGCGCCAAGGACAAGGAGUGCGGCUGCGACCCGACCGGCUCCGAGUCGGCCAUCUGUGACCCGCUCGGCGGCCAGUGCAAAUGCAAGCCGAAUGUGGUGGGCCGGCGCUGCGAGUCCUGCGCGCCGGGCACCUACGACUUCAGCCCCGAGGGAUGCACAGCGUGCGACUGCAACGCUGUGGGCUCGCUGGACAACUUCUGCGACGCCACCAGCGGCCAGUGCGACUGCCGUCCCAACACGUACGGCCGCAGCUGCGACGAAUGCCAGCCGGGCUUCUGGAACUACCCCAACUGUGAGCGCUGCGACUGCAACGGGCACGCGCCCACCUGCCACCCGCGUACCGGCGUCUGCAUCGACUGCGCCGACUUUACGGCCGGCGACCGCUGCGAUAUCUGUCUGGAGAGCUACUACGGCGACCCGCGCUUCGAGGUGGACAUCCCGUGCCGGCCGUGUCCAUGUCCGGACACCAGGGAGAGCGGGCACUCGUUUGCCGAGCGCUGCUACCUGGACCCCAGCACCGAGAGCGUCGUCUGCCAGUGUCAGCAGGGCCACACCGGCACUCGGUGCGACGUGUGCGCCGACAACUACUUUGGCAACCCGGAGGAGCCGGGCGGCUCGUGCCGCCCGUGCGACUGCAGCAAGAACAUGGAUCCGUCGCGGCCGGGUAACUGCGACGCCGCCACCGGCGAGUGCCUGCAGUGCCUCUUCAACACGGCUGGCUUCAGCUGCGAACGCUGCGCUGACGGGUUCUACGGCGACGCCGUUGAGCGCACCUGUCGCGAGUGCAUGUGCAACAUGCUGGGCACGGACGCGUCGGCCGGCCCGUGCAACCCCGCUACUGGCCAGUGCAACUGCCUGGCCAACGUGAUGGGCCAACGGUGCGACCGCUGCAUAGCCAACCACUGGAAGAUCGCCAUCGGCGACGGCUGUGAGCCGUGCGCCUGUGACCCGGUCGGCAGCUUGAAGGACCAGUGUAACGAGUACGACGGCCAAUGCGUCUGCAAGCCGGGCUUCGGCGGCCGCCGUUGUAACCAGUGCCAGGACAACUUCUGGGGCAACCCGCGCAUCGAGUGUUUCGCCUGCGACUGCAACCCAUACGGCUCGGAGAACCAGCAGUGCCACCGCGACACGGGACUCUGCCCCUGCAAGGAGGGCAUGGGCGGCGACAAGUGCGACCAGUGCGCGCGCGGCUUCAAGGGCCGGGCGCCCUACUGCGACGCCUGCGGCGAGUGCUUCAACAACUGGGACCGCAUCCUGACCGAGCUGCGCGAGCGAACCGAGUACCUGGUGGAGGAGGCUGGCAAGAUCAAGCAGGGCGGCGCGUCGGGCGCCUACCAGCGCGAGUUCGAGCAGAUGCAGAGCUGGCUGGACAGCGUACGCCAGAUGCUGGGCAACGCCACCGUCAGCGACGACCAGGUGGACCGGCUGCAAGGCGUCAUCGACGAGGUCAGGUCGAACCUCACCGAGUCGGAGACGCUGCUGCAGGCGAUUGAGACGGACGUGGACGACACGAUGCAGCGCGUGCUGCUGGCCGAGAUCAAGGUGCCGCGCCUGCGCGGCCGCGCCGACUCGCUGCGCACCAUGGCACUGGCACUGAAGGAGAACGCUACGCUGCUGCAGGAGGCCAACGUGGACGGCGCGCUCUCGCUGACGCGCGAGGCGCACCGCCGCUCCGAGACGGCCGAGAUCAGGGUGCAAGAGACGGAGCGCACGCUCUCCGAGUCGGAGCGGCAGCGGCGGCGCACCGAGAACCUGCUCAGUCGCGCCGGACAACAGUUCAACCAGUCGCAGUCGACCAACCAGCAGCUCAUCGACGAGGUCAACCGGAAGCUGAGCGACUUCGAGAGCGAGAUCCCCGCCAUUAACGACCAGGUCUGCGAUGGCGAGGGUGACCCAUGCGAUUCGCUGUGCGGCGGCGCCGGCUGCGGGAAGUGCGGCGGCCUCUCCUGCGACGACGGCGCCGUCACCAAGGCGGCCAACGCCCUCUCGGUGGCCGAGGAUGCGGCGCGCGUGCUGGCCGAGAGCGAGCGGGAGGUGGACGGCCUCCUGCGCGGCGUGACGAUGGCCAAGCGCGCCGCCGAGGAGGCCUACAACUUGGCGCAGAUGGCCUUCACCGGCGCCGAGCUCAACCACAACCGCACGCAGGCCACUAAGCUGCGCGUGGAGGAGCUGCUGCAGCAGAUCGGCGACUUCUUGUCCAACGACGGCGCCUCGCCCGAGGCCAUCCGCGAGAUGGCGCAGGAGACGCUGUCCAAGUCGAUCUCUCUGCGGCCGGAGCAGAUCACCGACCUGGCGCGCCAGAUCAACAGCACCAUCAGCUCGCUGACCAACAUCCAGGUCAUCCUGGAUGAGACGGCCGACGACCUGGCCACCGCCUAUGCGCUCAAGCAGCGCGCCGACGUCGCCAAGUCGGCGGCCGAGAAGAUCCUGCAGACGGCUGAGUCAGUGAUGACAGCGCUGGACCGAGCCGAGACGGCCCAGCAGGCGGCCCGCACCGCCAUGGGCUCCGUGGAGACCAUCGUCGAGCUGGCCGAGGCCGACCUCGUCUCGAUCGCGUCCGUGGCCGGCGAGGCCCAGCGCCUGGCCGACGAAUCGCUCACCAACGUCAACGCGCUGCGCGUCCGCCAGAAGGACCUGAUCCGCGAGUUUUCGCGCAACGAGCUGGACGUCAAGGGCGCUAUCAAGGAGGCGCGGCUGGCGGCAGCGCUGGCUGACAAGGCUGAGCAGAACGUGGGCUCGCUGGAGACAGCGUACCAGGAGGCGAUUGACCUGCUCAGUAGCAAGAGCGACGCCAGUGUGUCGGCCCGCGAGCGCGCGCAGAGCCUGCUCGAGCGCGCCAACAAACUGGCGUCGCAGGCCCUGGGCCAGGUGGCCGAACUGGAGGAGAUGAACUCUGAGUUCACGCGCCACGAGAUCCGCCUGACCGACCUCUCCGACGAGGUGAUGGCGCUGAACGCGCGCAUGGAGGCCUACCUGCGGACCAUCACCGAACGGGCCGAGUACUACCGCACCUGUCAGUCGUAGGCUGCUGGGCCGGCCGCGCGCGCGCGCGCGUGGGAGAGAGAGAGACGUGGGCGCUGAUGCGAGAUGCGCCAGAGACGCGGCUGGCUGCCGGUGGAGUGCAAGCAGGUGCGAGCGAGUCACUGCUCAGAGCAGGCCCGCUGGAGCGCUCGCGCGUGCGUGGGCGUUUGCGUCCGUGUGUGUGUGUGUGUGUGUGUGUGCCAAAGUACGGGAACGAUUCACUGCCGCCUAGUUAAUCGAUAAUAAACGCAACGUCUGCUUUACGUAGCUUAAUGACGCAUAAUGGGCGGGGUAGCGGCGGCGCCGGCGUGUCUGGAGCUGGACGCUACGCAAACAGGUCGGGCUGGGCGCCUCUCCGCCGCGCUGCACCCUUACUCAUAGUUUUAGCUGUCAAUAGGCUCAGGAAUGACAACCUUUGGCCGCGGCGACCGCUGGGGUCAUCGUUACCAUUUGCUAGAUAGCCGCGCAUGCGUGUGACAGUGUACUUAGAGUUCUUAGCGGCCCGCGUCCCGCAGUGUUGUGCCAAACUUGUAACCCCGGCUAGUCCACGGAAUAAGACAAAUUACCUCCUCCAAGUGCUCUUAUGCCACGGCGACCGGUGUGCCUUGUCUGAGUGAAGGCGGCCGGGCUUGUCCAUCUCGCGCCCUCCGUGCGGAUCUGUACUUACCUGAUCAAAUAAAUGAUCAUUUUAUACGUCGGUA
Pollicipes pollicipes is the source of this 6285-nucleotide messenger RNA. It is a transcript of the gene LanB1, whose product is annotated as laminin subunit beta-1. Gene Ontology annotation, biological process: tissue development; animal organ morphogenesis. The coding region runs from base 278 to 5587 and encodes 1769 amino acids. The transcript is spliced from 32 exons. The record is from RefSeq and is a predicted model, not a curated record. NCBI's taxonomy places the organism in Eukaryota, Metazoa, Arthropoda, Thecostraca, Pollicipedomorpha, Pollicipedidae.